Molecule: messenger RNA, 1743 nt
Organism: Dermacentor silvarum
Lineage: Eukaryota; Metazoa; Arthropoda; Arachnida; Ixodida; Ixodidae
Product: doublesex- and mab-3-related transcription factor A2-like
Exons: 4
Coding region: 109-1227 (372 amino acids)
Biological process (GO): sex differentiation; regulation of transcription by RNA polymerase II
Cellular component (GO): nucleus
Molecular function (GO): DNA-binding transcription factor activity, RNA polymerase II-specific; RNA polymerase II cis-regulatory region sequence-specific DNA binding
Source: RefSeq, a predicted model, not a curated record
CGCCGCUACGUGGGGAGAGAAGCGCCCCCGGCGUCCGCACCGGUGCUCGCGCUUCCUUUCCCUCGCAAACCCUUUCCCCGCGUCGCACGCGCUCGCGGCUUGUGGGCGAUGUCGGCGUUCCUUCUGGCUCACUGCGUCCAACGUGCGGCCGAUAUGAACGGAGUUCCGACGACGACGGCGCGCUACGCCGCGUCCGGCGCACCGCAGGCUUCCGCUCUGCCCGCGGCGUGCGCCCUGCGUUCGCCGACCGGCCGGCAGCCCAAGUGCGCCCGCUGCCGGAACCACGGCCGCCGCCGAUUGGUGCGGGGUCACAAGCGCCAGUGUCCCUUUCGGGAGUGCACCUGCGAGAAGUGCGAGCUCAUUGCCGAACGCCAACGGGUCAUGGCCAAGCAAGUGGCCCUGAGGAGGGCCCAAGCAGCCGCCGAAUCCACGGGCAACCAGCUGAUGACUGAUGACGAGAACGACGCGGAGCCAUUGCCUGCUAGCCCCGUGCUCGGUUGGCAUAUUGCCCCUCCAUCGCAGUGGAAUUCGGGCGAGGCAGCGGCGCCCAACCUGACGUCACCACUCGCACGAGGAACGUCGGCCUUCGCUGCCGCAGGUAUCCUCGAGGACUUGCGGAAGCGCCGGUACGUUCAAGACGCCCUCACCUGCCUUGCCAACGCUCUCGCCAUGGCCGGUGCUGAGGUGCCACCGCUCGUUUACCUGUACGCGCUCCUGCGGGAGACAAACUUCAGCGUCGAUCGUGCCUUUUCCCGGCUACUAGAAGCUCGGCUCGAGGUCCAGUCGCUGGCGAUCCAGGAGUCACUGCAAAAGCAGCCGGCCGGCCCGGCUGUUGCGCCGGCCCUCCAGAUGUGGUCGAACGUGCCCUGCCAGCCGUGCUCCCCCACGGCUUCCGCCACCGGUCUGGUGGCGGUGCCCACUUUGCCUUCCCUCCUUGCACCCAGGCUUCCGGCGCCGCUGCCACAAGCUUUUCCCGUUGCCGUCUGUGCGCGGCCGAGCGCGGCGGCCGCGCACAGCCACCCCCACGUCGUCGCGGCAUCCCCGCCAGAGCGACCCGCUUCGGACGUCCACGAGAGGCGUCGUUCAAGCAGCGGCGACUCGUCGGAAGACGAUCUGCUCUUGGAUGUGGAGAGCGAGCAGGGACAGUCGCCUGGUGGUUUCAGCUGUUCGCCCGGCGCGUCUAAAGAUCGGAGGAGCAGGCUGUUUGCUGCCAUGCGCAACUCAUAACUCCGUUGCCAACUCCGUCCUUAACAUUACGAGGCGAUGGUGUGCUAAGGUGUCCUUUGAAAUACACAGGACGGUACGCUGGUGUAUGAGCAGCGUACAUGCCUGGCGGUGUAGUGCAAGCGUCCGGCGUCCCUGAUCGAAUAGAUGGAAGUAGGCGUCGAGGGGCUCACCCGUAUCAAACGCACCUUACUGCUUUGCUAUAAGCACUGAAUGAUUAACGUUAGAGAUGGACAAAACGGCUCACUUCAGUGAACGGCUCGGAACGGCUCAGCUCAUUGAAAUGAACCGGUUCAUUUGAACGGCUCACCAGUUCACUCAAACGUGUAACCUGUGUUAUGCAUAUUCUAUAGUUAUCUGGCUUUGAAAAAAAACGAUAUAUGUAUAAUGUAAUAACCGUGUUAUUGAUAUUUUCGCUAUGUUUAGAGAAUAUUUUUACAUGUAUUAAAAGCGUGAAUUUUUAGUUGUAAUGAAACUUUCUUUUCUGAUAUUGGGGAUAAAAUGCUUAUGAUACUGUAA